Molecule: messenger RNA, 891 nt
Organism: Hirsutella rhossiliensis
Lineage: Eukaryota; Fungi; Ascomycota; Sordariomycetes; Hypocreales; Ophiocordycipitaceae
Product: terpene synthase metal-binding domain-containing protein
Exons: 1
Coding region: 1-891 (296 amino acids)
Source: RefSeq, a predicted model, not a curated record
AUGAUCGAGUGGGCGGAUAUAUAUGGCCUCCUCGUUAACAAGGCACACAACGAGCGUGUGAAGCGCACCCGCUACGCUUGGCUGGCCGCGCGCUGCUAUCCAAACGCUCAUCGAGAGCUGCUCCAGGCCAUUGCAGACUACUUCGUCUGGUUCUUCCUCGCUGACGACCUGUUCGUCGACCGCGUGGAGACGGUGACGCUAGACACACUGCUCUGCCUAACGGCUAUGAUCGACGUCCUGGAUUUUGACUGCGCCGGCCCUCAGCCCGUAUACGGCGAGCUCGCGUGGCUGGACGUCUGCCGCCGGCUGCGCGGGCUGCUCAGCGCCGAGGCCUUUGAACGCUUUGCUCAAGGGAUGCGGUUGUGGGCGACGACGGCCGGCCUGCAAAUUCUCAACCACCUGCGCUCCGAGUCUGUGGGUAUACGCCAAUACGAGACCAUCCGGCGCCAUACGAGCGGCAUGAACCCUUGCCUCGCACUAGCAGACGCUGCUAACGGGGGCUCAGCCGAUGCUGAGGAGUUCUAUCGCCCUGACGUACAGACUCUUUAUCGCCACGCUAACAAUAUCGUCUGUUGGAGCAACGACAUUCAAAGCCUAGUCAUAGAGGCCCGCCAACCCGGCCAGUUCCGGAACAUGGUCGUGAUAUACGCCGCCGAGGGCCGGACGUUGCAAGAAGCUAUCGAGUGUACAGCCAAGCGUGUGAAUGAAGAGAUUUCCAAGUUUACCCAGCUCUCUAGCGCCGUCUUGCCCCAUGCAAGUGCCCAGCUAUGUGGCCUUGUCCAAGGGUUUAAGUAUUGGAUACGCGGCUAUCAGGACUGGGUUCAGAAGGACACACUCCGCUAUGCGGCCACAUUCGCCGUCGCUGAUGCUGACGAUCGUGGCAUUCUUUAG